Messenger RNA from Acromyrmex echinatior (Panamanian leafcutter ant), 1231 nucleotides. RefSeq names its product Tissue inhibitor of metalloproteases (gene Timp). Gene Ontology annotation, molecular function: metalloendopeptidase inhibitor activity; protease binding. NCBI's taxonomy places the organism in Eukaryota, Metazoa, Arthropoda, Insecta, Hymenoptera, Formicidae. The record is from RefSeq and is a predicted model, not a curated record. Gene Ontology annotation, cellular component: extracellular matrix. Gene Ontology annotation, biological process: negative regulation of membrane protein ectodomain proteolysis; negative regulation of endopeptidase activity.
GUCGCUCGCGCUUGCAUUGCUUUUCGAAGCUCGCGCGCGAUCGGUCGCACGCUCGCGAGGUACGUACAUGGUGCAGGCUCGUGAGACGUAGGCGCACACACGUGGUGAGAGGGAAAAGGAGAGAAGAUCCCUCCGGACCCGUUCCACGCUUUCUCUCUCUCUCUUUUUUCCUCUCGCGAUCGAUGUUAUCUCGCGACGAGGAUUCUUCUUGCGCGCGAGAAAGUGGCCGGCACCUCGAGAUCGAGAUCGAACCCGCGGAAAAGCGCGAGUGCAGUUUUCUCGGCGGUUUUAUCGAUUGGUACCCAUAGCUUCGAUUCGGCGAUUAUUAUGCUCGUUGAUCUGUGAGAUCUCGAACGCAAAGAAGAGACCGCGGGAAAAGGCGGAAGAGACUGCACGGAAGAGUUCAUUGGGCGAAGGAUUGAAGAAAGGGGGGUCACCGGAGAAAGAUGGGGCGAUUACUCAUGUGGAUGCACUUCUCGCUGUUAAUCGUGCUAUUAGCAUCGGUGCAGAAAACUACAGCAUGCAGCUGUGCACAGGCCCAUCCUCAAACCAAGUUUUGUGAAUCAGAUUUUGUCGUCGUGGUGAGGGUGAAAAAGGUUCUCCCCGUCAACGACUAUGAGAUCGCUUACAAGGUCAAGAUAAACAGGGUGUUCAAGUCGAACCCAAAUGCCGACAUGGCACUGAUGCAGAACCUUUUACGGACACCAUCCACGGACUCGAUGUGCGGAGUGACACUGAACGUCGGCGACACGUACGUUCUAAACGGAAGAAUCGUCUCGGGAAAAGCACUCAUAUCGAACUGCGGACUCUCGAUAAGAUGGGCCGAAACGACUACUAGGCAACGCAAGGGAUUGAGACAGCUCUAUCAACAGGGUUGUGUGUGUGAUAUUCUGUACACACACUGGAGGCGCAAGGGUGCCGUGCUAGAGUCCAGCGGCGGAAAAAAUUGUCUGUGGGAAAGUACACCAGGCCCUCAGGAUUGCCAAGAAAGAUAUGGCGUAUGCAUGGCGUCAUUCAGCGGCUGCUCCUGGGUUCCCUCAGUCCCGUACAAGAAUUGUAUUAAGGAGUAUCAGCGUAAACGCGAGCAGCAAAGGUCGCGAGAACCUUAGUUAGGCACUUUUGUGUUCCACUCGUGUCCUCGUGCGAUGGGAAGCGACAGAAUUUUUCGUUCGUAAAAUGAUGCGACGUGUCUGCCAGACAAUUUGAUGACGGACGCGCCGCAUAAUCAAAU